UGGUCUGCUGCCGCGCUGCCGCUGCUUGCAGCCGCUUGUCCGUCAGUCAGAUGCUUGCGUAAACGUAGUAACGUAGGAACCCGGGCGGCAGUUUGUCGUGGUCGUCUCUAGGAUCGGUACGGCAUAGACCGUUCGCGAUGGCGUACUGCAUGUGGAACGGCGCCGAAAAGUACCGAGACACUUUCGUGUCAGGUACCUACGUCUGCUCGCAGUGUGGCUACGAACUGUUCUCUAGCCGGACUAAGUUUUCCCAUCAUUCCCCCUGGCCUGCAUUCACUGACACGAUACAUGAGGACAGCGUCAUCAAGAAACCAGAAUUUGGCCGGUCUACUGCACUCAAGGUGUACUGUGGAAAGUGCAAGCAAGGCCUCGGCCACGAGUUCCUAGGGGACGGGCCCAACGGCAAGUCACGCUUCUGAAUCUUCUCGGAGUCGCUGCGGCUCGUCCCCAGCGACCAAGUGCCAGGUUCUACGGACGCGACGAAUGCCAGGGAUGCCCCAGACGGCCACCUGGACCAAAAGCCGAAGCCUAUGGGCCUCCUGUAUCGCUGCAACCUGUCCUAAACGUUGUCCAAGCCUGUCUGUAAAAGCGACUACAGCGUAAUCUCGUCACCGCUGCCUGCGGAUCAGCCACUGGCAGACCGUCCCUGAAUGUGAUCCACAACGUGCCUGGUGUACUGUGAGGGCACCAUUCGAGCUUUUCUGGGCGUGUCGGUUGUUGACUACAUGUUAAGAAUUGUAAACGGAAAGUGUUAUGUCCGCGUAUGCCACGACGUUUACGCCAAUAUUGUCCGAUUGAACCCUGUCCACCAGCGAUGUGCCAGUGACACCUUGGAUGUUUUGGACUAUUAGUUGACUUCAGUUUGACUGCAUGUUUGCCUCUAUAGUCAAAUGCAACUUUAGAAGGCAGCGACACUUCCUCACCAAAGAUGUAUGAGCCUGCACACUAGACGUCAGUCUAGUGACUGGAGUCGCAAAAGGUGCAUGAAUGUGCAUGCACACUAGACCGAUGUUGUAAGCUGGUGACGACCGGUGACUUCAUUGUCUGGCUCACGAACAAUACCAUUUCUUUAGUCGUGGAGACAUAUGGCAGUCGCACUUCAGUAAUCUGGACAGGGCUUUCCUGCCUUCUCAAGUUGUGUCCGAUUAUAUUGAUGUGACAAGAAACAAUUCAAAAUUCAUCUCACAACAGGCAGAUAAGUGCAAACUCUUCGAGAUUCCCCAAUUUUGCAGACUCGAGGAAGUGUAAUCAACUUUCAUUUGAAACUGUGAUCUCACAAGCGUACAUUGUUAAACACAAGCUGUAAACAUGGAGCCUGCUUGAAAGGGAAGCUAUAGAAACUGAAUGAGCAUGUGCACUGUUUUUCAAGUCGCACUGGCAGUCGUACUGGCAUUCAACUAACUUCCAUUUU
Molecule: messenger RNA, 1411 nt
Organism: Rhipicephalus sanguineus (brown dog tick)
Lineage: Eukaryota; Metazoa; Arthropoda; Arachnida; Ixodida; Ixodidae
Product: methionine-R-sulfoxide reductase B1-A-like
Exons: 4
Molecular function (GO): peptide-methionine (R)-S-oxide reductase activity
Source: RefSeq, a predicted model, not a curated record